ACUAAAAACCAACAAAAACCAAACAAAUAAACAUUUUUUAUUACUUGAUAGCUAAAUAAAUUCAAAACAAAACAAAGGCAUUGUAUUUGUAUUGUGCUAAUAAAAUAGUUGAGAGUAAAUCUGUGAAGAACACCACCAAUCAUAGAUAGAAGUUGAGUUUCAGAGAAAAACAAUGGAGGUAGGGUUCUUGGGAAUAGGGAUAAUGGGGAAGGCCAUGGCCACUAAUUUAAUUAAAAGUGGAUUUAAGGUCACUGUUUGGAAUAGAACUCUUUCUAAGUGUGAUGAACUGGUAAAGUUGGGAGCUUCCAUUGGAGAAACUCCAGCAGCUGUGGUUAAGAAAUGUCAGAUUACCAUUGCUAUUUUGUCUGAUCCUUCUGCUGCUCUCUCGGUGGUUUUGGACAAAGAUGGAGUUCUUGAAGAAAUUGGCAGUGGGAAAGGCUAUAUUGAUAUGUCAACAGUUUCUCCUGAAACUUCUAUCAAGAUAAGUGAGGCAAUUACAGCAAAGGGUGGUUCAUUUCUUGAAGCUCCCGUUUCAGGCAGCAAGCAGCCUGCAGAAGCUGGUCAACUAGUAAUCCUUGCUGCUGGAGAUAAGGCACUGUAUGACGCUGCAAUCCCAGCUUUUGACGUCAUGGGGAAAAAGUCUUUCUUCUUAGGGGAGAUUGGGAAUGGAGCAAAAAUGAAACUUGUGGUUAACAUGAUAAUGGGCAGUAUGAUGAAUGCAUUUUCUGAGGGAUUAGUGCUGGCAGAAAAGAGUGGACUCAACCCUUACGACCUCCUCGAUGUUGUGGAUCUCGGUGCAAUUGCCAAUCCAAUGUUUAAGGGGAAAGGCCCCAAUAUGCUCAAGGGCAAUCUCUCUCCGGCAUUCCCAUUAAAACAUCAACAGAAGGACAUGAGGUUGGCUCUUUCCCUCGGGGAUGAAAAUGCCGUAUCAAUGCCAGUUGCAGCUGCAGCAAACGAGGCUUUCAAGAAGGCAAGAAGCAUUGGACUAGGGGACCUCGACUUUUCUGCUGUUUACGAGACUGUGAAGAUGCACAAAGAUUAAGCUCGCUUAGGGCAAUUUGUCUGCGAGUUUCGCUCGACUAAAGAGCAGUGUGUCAAGGUGGUGAACAUACCUAUCAUCGUCAGCUGCCCAUUGUGAUAAAGUAGAAUUAUUCUGCAUAAUUUAUUCUCUAUAAACCUGAAACUCUGUUGAAGAAGUAAUAAACAUUCAGUAGCUCUUAUGAAAGGUGCUAUCAAGCUAUACGUUUAUAUGCA
Molecule: messenger RNA, 1254 nt
Organism: Mercurialis annua (annual mercury)
Lineage: Eukaryota; Viridiplantae; Streptophyta; Magnoliopsida; Malpighiales; Euphorbiaceae
Product: glyoxylate/succinic semialdehyde reductase 1
Exons: 7
Coding region: 173-1042 (289 amino acids)
Cellular component (GO): cytosol
Molecular function (GO): NAD binding; NADP binding; 3-hydroxybutyrate dehydrogenase activity
Source: RefSeq, a predicted model, not a curated record